UUGAUCCAUGUAAACUCGAAGUAUGCGCCAGAAACAAAAACGCAAAAUGGCGAAUCCACAAAAUUCUCUCCUCGAGGGUUCUUCUUGCUCUUUCUGACCACGGAGCGCCUCGGAUUGACACUUCUGCCAUUGGACGGCGACCCAAACAAAACAUUCAACGUGAUGGCUCACCCAACCGGACUGCGGGGUUCUGGAAUUGCCUCUGAUAUGGCAAUCUCUGAGUGUGGAAACUUCAUCUUUACCGUGGGUGGAUCGAGCACUUCGCUGCUCAUGUGGAGCAUUAACUGGAGAAGCUAG
Messenger RNA from Protopolystoma xenopodis, 297 nucleotides. NCBI's taxonomy places the organism in Eukaryota, Metazoa, Platyhelminthes, Monogenea, Polystomatidea, Polystomatidae. The record is from the annotation of a GenBank genome assembly.